GAGGAUAGAAUGAGUUCUGAACAAGAAAACCCACUUCAAGUGGUGGAUAUUAGCGAAAUCAACCAAAGAACUGCCGAUGAGUUAUUAAAUGCUGCAACAUCCCAAGGAUUUCUUUUCGUUGAAGGACAUGAAUUCACAGAAGAAGAAGUGGAUUUAUUAUUCAAAGUAUCCAAGGAUUUUUUCGCUCUUCCAGCGGAAUAUAAAGAGAAAUAUCCAAUCGAUAAUACCAAUCAUGGAUACACCAAUUAUGGAGGAGAAAAUUUAGAUCCAUCGCUGCAAAAACAAGGAGACCCAAAGGAAGCCCUUAAUUUUUGUAACUUAGAUUUCACUACUGGUGAGUCUAAAAGUAAAAUUCCCGACUGGUUCUAUGAAGAAGAAACUAGAUCCAAGUUAGUUGAAUCAGUUACUAAUAAAAUGUAUAAAUUAUCAAUCAAGAUAUUAGAAAUCUUAGCACUUGCUUUGAAAAUUGAAGACUCUGCCGUUUGUCCAGGUACUCAAUGGUUUAACUCUCGUUACCAACCUGAUAAACCUUCUGGAUCAACAUUUCGUUUCUUGCAUUACCCUGGCCAAAAGUCCUUAAACCCAGAAUCAGUAAUUCGUGCUGGUGCUCAUACCGAUUACGGUUCGGUUACUCUUUUAUUUCAACAAGAAAAUCAAGAAGGUUUGGAAAUUUAUUCACCAGUGGCUAAGAAAUGGCAACCAGUUCCUUACGUUUCUGCUAAUUCGGCCAAAUUCCCAGGUAUGUCUGCUCCCAUAGUAGUAAAUAUUGCCGAUCAGCUUUCUUAUUGGACCGGUGGGAUACUUAAAUCCACCAUUCAUAGAGUCAAAUUUCCUCAGAAAGUUCAAGAAACUGGCCAAGAUCGUUAUUCGAUCGUUUUCUUCUCUCAUCCUAAUGACGAUGCUUUAUUAGAACCAGUUCCUAGUGAAAUUGUUCGCUCAGUUAAAAAUAGGGGUGCAAAUAGUGCUACAAAUGUCAUAACUGCCAAAGAACAUUUGGAUAAAAGAUUAGCAGCCACUUAUGGAUGGUCCUAUUGAAAUAGUGUGUAUUAUAUAUUUGUAAAGUCUAAAUUAAUGUAUUUAUUGGUG
Hyphopichia burtonii NRRL Y-1933 is the source of this 1086-nucleotide messenger RNA. RefSeq lists its product as uncharacterized. The coding region runs from base 10 to 1035 and encodes 341 amino acids. Gene Ontology annotation, molecular function: dioxygenase activity. The transcript has a single exon. Lineage: Eukaryota; Fungi; Ascomycota; Pichiomycetes; Serinales; Debaryomycetaceae. The record is from RefSeq and is a predicted model, not a curated record.